GCUUUGGAUUAACCAGAUUUUAUAAGCGGGUGUGCGCACUACAGCCGCUGCAGAAGCAAAGGUUUUUCCUGCGCAAAAUUUCCUUCACAGAAAGUACAAUGGCUAGAUAUAAUCCCUUAAAGGUGUGCUGUUGUAUUUUGCUUGUUUUGAUCUGUGCUGUUGCCCUCAUCUGUCUUUGCAUCGCCACCUUUGCUGAUGUAGGAUGCCCCACCGGCAGCUUCAAAAAUGCGGCUGUGGCUGCAGACUCGCAAAUUUGCUCCGAGAUUGGCAAGAACAUGCUCCAGCAGGGGGGGUCAGCAGUAGAUGGCGCCAUUGCAGCUCUUCUGUGCACAUCUGUGAUCAAUCCUCAAAGCAUGGGGAUAGGAGGAGGCUCUAUAUUGGCUGUGAGAAAUAAAACAGGGAAAGUUACCAUCUACAACUUCAGAGAGACUGUCCCAAAGAAAUUCAAAUCUAAUCUGUUAAAUGACUGUCCCACUACAUUCAGGCUCUCCACAGGCAGCCAGUGGAUUGGUGUCCCUGGAGAGCUGCGGGGCUAUGAGGCUGUUCACAAACUGUAUGGAAGGCUGCCAUGGGCCAAGCUUUUUGAGCCAACAAUUAAACUGGCCAGGGAGGGUAUCCCCAUGCCACCCUACCUAGCCACUUUUCUCAGUGCCAACAUUGUGAAGGACCAUGUGGAGAAAUCUUCCCUGUGUGAAGUUCUUUGUAACAUGAACAAAACCGUUCUGGGUAAAAAGGAUAUCCUGAGAUUUCCUAAACUUGCAGAAACCAUGGAAAUCAUAGCAAAGCAAGGGGCAGAUGCCUUCUACGUUGGCAAGAUAGGACAGGACUUAAUCCAAGACAUAAAAGCUGCAGGUGGGUCUUUGACAAUGGAUGAUCUGAAGUCUUUCAAGGUUCGGGUGAUCGAUGCUCAGACGGUUUCUCUGGGAAAUGUACAGAUGCAUUUUCCUCCACCACCUGCUGGGGGCAUCCUGCUUGCCUUCAUUCUCAGAAUCAUGAAAGGGUUCUCGCUGACUUCAGACUCCCUGGUUGGUGACAAGAAGAUUCAGCUGUACCAUCAUUACAUAGAAGCAGCAAAAUUUGCUAACAGACAAAAGAGGAACAUUCGUGAUCCUACCUUUAAUGUUGAGAAGAGUGCCGACUAUUUGAUUGAUCCCACCUUCAGUGAUAACAUUAGGGCAUUGAUUACUUCUAACGGCACCCACGAUGACUCCUACUACAGCAACAAGCCUUCCACAGAUCACAUGGGGACCACACAUGUGUCUGUCCUGGAUGAAGACGGACUGGCGGUCUCUGCCACCAGCACCAUUAACCAAUUAUUUGGAGGAGCUGUUUAUUCUCCACGAACAGGCAUCAUCCUCAACAACGAGUUAGCUGAUUUUUGUGGGAGGGCAGACUCGCUGAGCGCAGGCGAACAGCCUCCCUCCUCAAUGACUCCAGCAAUACUGGACACAAAGUCUGGGGGGAUCCUGGUGAUUGGAGGAUCAGGAGGAAGCAUGAUUACCACAGCAGUGGCUUUGUCCAUAAUAAACCGUCUGUGGCUGGGGAUGAGCUUGAAAGGUGCCAUCGAGGCUCCUAUCAUUUUCGUAGACUCAAAGAACUUUGUGAAUUUCGAGCCUGGUUUUGACAAGUCUGUGAUGGAUGGCAUUAAAACCCUUGGACACAACAUUGGGAACUGGAGGUUUUUUUUAAAUGUAGUCAAUGCUGUGGAAAAGGAGAAUGGCUGCAUUCAGGCUGUGUCAGACAGGAGGAAGAAUGGCAUGUCAGCUGGAUACUGACAGUGAGGAAGGGGAACCUUCCACUAAAAUCUUUCCUUGAGAUUUACUGAACCUUUGGCCUUUAAAGCAAUGACUUUGUGCUGCAGCUCGGACAACAGAAUGUGAGUGAAUCAUUCUGUGGACAUUUUUUUUUUCUUGCCUUGUAAGCAUGAUGACAUGUCUUGUUUGAUUAAAUCUGAGUUCAAAUCUGUGAAACGGUGCAAGAAACAUGUGCACUGAUGUUCAGAUAAUCCCAUGCAUAUUCUCUAAACCAUUUAAUUUGAAUGUAAAACUGCAAAUGACUAUCUCUGCGUCCAAAUAUUCAGAAAAACAUGAGUCAAUGCAGUACUAUAUCAAUCGUAGGAAAAAAGUAAAUAACUGUUAUUGAAGUUGAUUCUUCAGUCAAAUGCUAUCAAAAUGUUACUGCUGAAGACAGCAUGAUAAUGCUUUAACUACCAGAGAUUUACUUUGCAUUUUGCUCUAAUCCAAACAUCAUCAUCUCCAUCCUUCUGAAGUAUUUGUUGGAGAUGUCACAUGUUUACUAUUUUUCCUGAAUUUCUGGCCUGUUUUACUAAAAUGCAGAUAGUUAUUUAUAAUAAAAAUAGGUGGCCUGACUUACACUUUUAAAAACACCACAAUUGGUAAUACUAACCAUCUUUGGGCCCAUAAACUAUGUACAUGCACAUCUACACCAUGUAUUUUAGGACCAAGAUAAAUCAAAGCGUUGGUCAUUACCAGAGUAAAAUGUUAUAUAAACACAGCAAUGCAAGCUUAUACCCCUACACUGCAGCAAUCCAAGUGUUCAUACAAGGAGCGCAUGGUCUCUGCA
Messenger RNA from Melanotaenia boesemani (Boeseman's rainbowfish), 2583 nucleotides. It is a transcript of the gene ggt5b, whose product is annotated as gamma-glutamyltransferase 5b. The record is from RefSeq and is a predicted model, not a curated record. NCBI's taxonomy places the organism in Eukaryota, Metazoa, Chordata, Actinopteri, Atheriniformes, Melanotaeniidae. Gene Ontology annotation, biological process: glutathione catabolic process; inflammatory response; leukotriene D4 biosynthetic process. The transcript has 12 exons. Gene Ontology annotation, molecular function: glutathione gamma-glutamate hydrolase; leukotriene-C(4) hydrolase activity. Bases 99 to 1775 code for a protein of 558 amino acids. Gene Ontology annotation, cellular component: plasma membrane.